Geosmithia morbida is the source of this 873-nucleotide messenger RNA. RefSeq names its product copper homeostasis protein. The coding region runs from base 1 to 873 and encodes 290 amino acids. The transcript has a single exon. The record is from RefSeq and is a predicted model, not a curated record. Gene Ontology annotation, molecular function: copper ion binding. Lineage: Eukaryota; Fungi; Ascomycota; Sordariomycetes; Hypocreales; Bionectriaceae.
AUGCUCGCCACCCGUCCCCUCGAAGUAGCCGUCUUCUCCUCCGCCGAUGCCAUCCGUGCCCUCAGCCAAGGCUGCCAGCGCAUCGAGCUCAAUGCCACAGGAUCGUACCCGUACGGUGGUCUGACGCCCCCCGUAGCAGAGGUCGCGGCCGCAUCUGCUUCCGUCGCCGAUGACGGCGCCGCACUGCGCGUCAUGAUCCGACCAGCCGUCACAUCGCCCCAGGACUUCAUCUACACCCCCCAGCAGUUCAACACCAUGAAGGAAGACGUACUGGCGUUCAAGGAGUCAGGGUGCAUGAACGCCUCGCGGGGCGACGGCUUUGUCUUCGGGAUCCUGCAGGUUCUCCCUCUCGACGGGGAGGUUGCCGUCGACGUAGCGCGCUGCUCUGAGCUGGUGCGGCUAGCUGCGCCCUUUGUCUGCGUCUUUCAUCGGGCCUUUGAUGCCGUCUUGGCCACUGCCACUGCCACCGCCACUGCCACCGCCACUGACGCUGCGUCUUCCUCCCCUCUGUCUUCCUCAUCUUUGGAGGGCGAUGCACUGCCUGCCUUGCGUGACCUCUCAUCGUGCGGCUUCAGAGGACUGCUCACGUCGGGAGGACCGGGGUGUCAUGCCGACCAUCUCGAUGCACUGCAUCUGCUGGCUCGUCAGAUGAGACACUCGGAUAUCGAGCUCAUUGUCGGUGGUGGUGUGCGUCCUGGCAAUGCUACCCGGGUAGCUGACAAGAUGGCCGACUUUGACGGUACAUGGCUGCAUUCGGCAUGUCUCUCUCCCGCGGGUGCACCAUCCACAUCCCAAGGUUCGGGUACAGACGGUAUCCUCGAUUGCUCCGUGUUGCACGACUUGCUCUCUCGUCUGAGGCCUGGAUGUGGAUAG